GUGCUGGUGGUAAUUUUAAUGGAACUGACUUGUAUGGACAGGUAUUUCACCCUUAUCGUCUUGCGUUAAGGGGUAUAUAUUCUAUUAUAUGCCGUUCGGUACUGCAGGUGCAUGGUUCCCCAAUAUAGUUGGAUGAUUUUAUACCUUCGCUGACAGCAGGUGGACAGCACCAACAUGGAAGGCAACCGAGUCGUCGACAACGGCGACAUACCCAAAGUGAUGUUUGAGACAAGUUUCUCGCCGAUGAAGAAAGGCGAAUAUAGAGGAAUGUGCAGAGUGAACGACGCAAAGGAGAAGAGCGACGAAGGAGGUUGUGAGACGGGCUGGAAGAAGGCUUUGCAUGAAUUCACUCAAGACACGACACUACAUGGUUUCCGAUACAUCUGGUUGACAGGAGCAUUUCGUCUACGGAGAUUGCUUUGGUUCGCAUUGCUGUUAUGCGGGACAGGAAUCAUGUGCUACCAGAUCAUUGAUCGGAUCAUCUUCUAUUACUCAUGGCCAGUGAAUGUUAAUGUGGAGGUCAACUUUAACAGGAGUUUGAACUUCCCAGCUGUCACUGUUUGCAAUCAGAACUCAUUCAGAGCGACAGCCGCAGCAAGCGAUGGACGGUAUCGCCUCAUCGAGAGUCUGUACACAGAGGACACGGCCUCCCUCAACUUGAGCCAGUACAUGGCCGAGGAUAUCUCCCUCGGUGAUCUGUUUGUAGGUGCAGCUCACAAGAAAGAAGAUCUCAUUGUCCAGUGUAUGUGGGACGGCACACCCUGUUCGGCUGCCAACUUCACGACGAUCCUCACGGACCACGGAGUAUGUUACACUCUGGAAGGGGACGGCUCUCUCAACGUUAACUCCGCGGGUGCUGAGAACGGCUUACAAUUGACGUUAAACAUCGAACAGUACGAAUACAUGCCUGGUCCACACGGAGCUGCAGGGGUGAAGAUCUUCAUGCAUGAUAAGCAGGACACACCUCUGGUCGGAGAGCUCGGAUUCGCCAUACCAUCAGGAUCCCAUUCGUUUGUGGGCAACAGUCUGCUUGUUGUUCAGAAUCUGGAGCCGCCGUAUGGUGAAUGUGGAGAAACGCCGUUACGAUAUUUUGAUUUCUACUCGUCCGCGAACUGUAAGCUCGAUUGUUUAACGAGGGACUUGGAAAAGCAGUGUGGAUGUCGGGACAUCUACAUGCCUCAGAUAAACGGUUAUCCACCGGUGUGUACUUUACAGCAGAAAUACGACUGCUUGUUACCAGCAGUGAGGAAAUUUCGCUCUGAAGAGAGUCGUCAAUGUGAAUGUCCCGUAGCGUGCGACUAUAUGGUGUACCAGCCAACACUAUCCUAUGCUACAAUUUCCAACUUCGUCAUCGAUAAGCUACUUGUCAAAAUCAACUCAGAGAGCCUGGGAGAAAAAUUUAUGGCUGCCAAAGAGAUCACGCACAGAUAUGAAGAAAGCAAAUUCAGAAACUUCAAACGCCUUGUAGACAACGUAUUGGGAAAAUUCCAAAGGGUACAGGACUUGUUGAUGACUGACAUUCCCGAAAAGUUGAAAUACCUGUCCGAAAAAAUAUCCAGUGAAAAACAAAAGAUAAAUGACAUCUGGGGAAAAAAGUUCUAUAUUUACAAGUAUCAAAAUUUUAUGCUCCAGAAGAAUUUCCUUCGCGGCCGUGAUGCCAUGGAGGAACGGACUUUGGGGUAUGUAGCGGACGGAUUUCAGGCCACUGCACUCAUCAUAGAGAUGAACCUCCGCACUCUGGCAAACAGUUCGCUUGAGAAUACGGACUUCAGAAAGGCGAUACACCUGCAGCUGAGAGACAAAUUAGAGGUACAAGCAGAACUGGCACGACGCGGUAUUGAAAACCUAACCACGCUCAUCGACUCCUUUCAGAACGGCACACCAAUUUUCAGAUAUAAGUUUAGUCAACCGCGUGUCACGAAUAAUUACGUCGUCCCAAAAGCACUCCUCAACUUUGCCCUCAGACGUAACUGGAACGCUCGGAACUAUGGGAUGCGUAUAAUCAGAGAUUUAGAAACCCUUGUGGGCGUCAUCCUGUCUUACAAAGACCUAGCUGAUGAGACUUACCAUACAGGCCAGUUAAAUGACACUGUAGUGAGAAAUCUGACUCAGUAUUACCAUAAAUGGUCUAAAACGUAUUAUCACAACAAGGCCAAUUUAUAUUUUGAAUCCAUCGACUGGGCUGCAGAAGAGAUGCAAAAACGCCAAGAAAGAUUUGUGGAAAUCAAAUCCAGGAUCGAUAAAGUUUUCAGUGAUAUGGAAAGCAGUGUGGAGAGUUUGAACGAAUCUCUAGCUGACGUCCAGGGUACGAUUCUUCAGAAUUUGUCGUAUGGUUGUGACAAAGCUCAACAUUAUUUGUCAAACAAGACAAUCUCCAAACUGGAGGUGAGUAUGGCUUUGACCUCAUCAGGCAUCCACUCAGGCAUCAACACUAUGAAAGUCUUCCUGCAGGAGGUCCGGUCACGUGGCCAGAACAUAUUCGACGAUUGGCUAGAACUCUCCGACGGAUUUCGACUUAUUUGGACAAACAUUUUGGAUGACGAGGAUUCUAUUCCGUACUAUGAAUACAAAAACAUGACUGAGUUUUUACAGGACAAAAACAGGCUGCUUUUCCUACAAGAACUUCGACUCAAGAGUGAGCAGAACUUUGGCGACCUUCGUGACAUCAUACAAAAUCGGGGUCGGAUUUUCUUAAAAGCCCUGUAUGAUAUAAUGGACGAGGCAGAGGACUUCAAGAAAACAACAACUCUGGAUGCCAAUUUCUUGAGGGACAAUUUUGUUUUCUUGAACAUGUAUUACAGUGAGCUCAGCUACGAACAAAUUACUCAGCAAGAAGGUUAUGGAUUAUUCCCACUGCUAUGUGAUAUAGGAGGUUCUAUGGGGCUUUUCAUUGGCGCUAGUGCUCUAACCAUUUUCGAGAUAAUCGACCUAUUCGUGAACCAGUCAGUGUUGACUUGUUUAAACUCUCGGAAAAAGACACACAGUCAGAAACCGGACAAAGUUUGAUUCGAUUCCUCACGAUGAAAACCCUCCUAACGGAAGAGAUGGCUAUCCAUGCACCAGACACUGAUCCCAACUCUAUAUUUACAUUCCAGUGGCAAAUAUACCUUCCUGUCAUUAUCACAUCAUUUUCACUACAUUGUUCCCCGAAGUCGCCUGGCGGGAUUUUACCAGAUCUGCAGCUCUCGAUGAUACUUACUGUCACGCGAGUUAAGUUCCUCCGAGGUAAAUUCAAGUCGUGAUGGUUGAAUUUAGGAAUCGGUCUCUCACUUGGAGCUGGGUUAUCCUGAUAGUGAGUGGAGUGCAGCAGGAACUGGUGUCAUAUUUUUUGUCGGACGUCCACCACAUUUUGAUAAUGUAUGAAUGAAUGAACGAAUGAAUGCUUGCCUUGAUAACGAAAGGACUCUUUCGAGUAAGUUACAUUCAUCGAUAUGACCGCAACUAGUGUCAGAUUUAGUGGCCACCUGGGGACCUUGAGAUACAUAUACCUGCUUCAGUGCUCACAGGGAGAAAAAAUGGAACGUUACGUCAUUGGUGACUACUAUUUUCAGUGGCCAAGAGGAGAAAAAAUGGAACGAUACGUCACUGGUGACUACUUUCACUUGCCACCAGGGGAAGAAUGGACGGGUACGUCACCACUGACUACCUUCUUCAGUGGCCGCAAGGAGAAAAAUGGAACGAUACGUCGCUGAUCACUAUCUUCUUCAUGGGACAAGAGGACAAAAUGUAACGAUACGCCACUGGUGAUUAGCUUCUUCAGUGGCCAAGAGGAGAAAAUUAGAACGAUACGUCACUGGUGACUACCUUCUUCAGAUUACCUACUUCAGUGGUUACCAGAAGACGAGCAAUACGUCAAUGCAGUAAUCUGGGGAUGAAAUGCAACUAUACGUCAGUAGCCAUCAACCAUUACAUCACAGAGAAUAAAUAACUAUGUGGUUUGCGCCUGUUUGGGUAAAGUACGUGUUUGGUGGAAACUGGGCUUAAAGGAAAUACCGCUCAAAAUGGAAGUGUCGAUCACAAGGACGUCCAGGAAACAUAUAGCUGAAGACACCUUAUGUAAUUCGUUUUACAGAUACCAAAGUCAAAAUGUUUUAAUCCUGUGCUGGGUUUAGUAUGACAUAACAACAGAAACAGUAUCACCCAGCCACCUUGAAUGGCGAUGAAUUAGCCAAAGUGAAUAAUCAGUAGUACGCCCAUGUGAGCCGGGAUAUAUCGUUGUGUUAUAGGCACAUUGUAUCAUACAGCAUGGGAUUGUCUAUUUAUUCCACUAAAGUUUUAUGCCAUAUUCAAAAUUGUCUAAUUAGCAUUCAAGUUGGUGUUAUGAUCAGAUCGGAGAAGGAAACCUCCUAACUUCACUGUGUCUCUGAGAAACCUCCUGGUUUAGGCAAAUAGCUAAGUUGAAUAUUCAACUACUAAAAUGGAAAGCAAUGCCGCUUAUGUUACGUACCUAAAAUCGUUAGCUGUGAUGAUUUUGAUAUUUGGACACAGCCAAGAACGCUUCCAUAUUUAAAUAACUAACAUAAGCUUGGCGGCGUAUAUUUAAAGUGGAAAGCUGCCCCACUUAUUUUACCUUACACAUAGAUUACAUAAACAUGUGGAACGCUUUGGCCCCGGUUAGUGUUAUAUUUAUAUCGGUUUGCUGGUAGUGCAAAACCUAACUUUAUAGCUCCGUCACAGGCCGCCGCUUUCUUUAAGCACGUGCUCUCUAUUGCUUGUACACUGGUGCGGGAGGGAGAGCGCUCGUUGUACGCUUGGUAGUUAGGUGAUUUGAACUUCUCCAGUUUCUUAUACGCAAAUAAGGUCACAAAAAUCAAAUCUGUUAGCAAGGAAUCUGGGACCCGUUCUACAAAGCAGUCGCAAACUGCAACUGGCGCAAUUUCCAUGACAACAUACAGUGAAGAGAUACACGUAACCAUGGUAAAUGCGCUUGAGAUGGCGUUGUGACAGCUUUGUAGAACGGCCCACAGACAUAUAUCUCAGUUUAUGUUUCGAAAAACUCCACUCUGAGAAGCAACAUCCCUUCAAAUAACUAAAGAAUGCAUAUAAAUUUGUGCGUUUAAGUCUUUUCUGCCAGUCGAGCAACCGAUAACUGUAUCAUGAAAUAUUCAACCGUGUGCAGACGAUCGAGCAUUUUCACUCAACAAACAGAAAUCUGUACAAACUUGUUGUUCGGGCUAGGAUAUAGUUUUGCAAAAUUCUAUAUAUUACCCUUGUUUAAGAUCUUCUACUUUAGGACAU
This is a messenger RNA of Liolophura sinensis, 5238 nucleotides long. RefSeq names its product acid-sensing ion channel 4-B-like. Gene Ontology annotation, cellular component: plasma membrane. Gene Ontology annotation, biological process: sodium ion transmembrane transport. NCBI's taxonomy places the organism in Eukaryota, Metazoa, Mollusca, Polyplacophora, Chitonida, Chitonidae. The transcript is spliced from 10 exons. The record is from RefSeq and is a predicted model, not a curated record. The coding region runs from base 175 to 3006 and encodes 943 amino acids. Gene Ontology annotation, molecular function: ligand-gated sodium channel activity.